CUGUCAGCCACAUAAUUUUAUAGGUUAUGUUGCAUGUAAAUAAACAUAAUGAUAGAAGUUUCAGCAAAAUUACUUCGCGGCCACGUAUUUUUAUCCGGCGAAAUAGUAGAAUGUAGUAUUUCUUUUAGCCACCCGCCUUCACCAUCCCACAAAAUUUCACAGAGCCACACAGAUGUUUUUGAAAGUCUUGCCUGGGCUUCAGCCCAAAUUCACUGUCAAUGUUUCACUGAUUCAAAGAUUUACAAGGAGAAAGAUAAUGAAAGGGUUAAUCAAUUGACAUUUGCAGAUACGUCGUUAGGGGCCUCAUCACAAGAUGGAAAGAUUGAAAUUGCAACCAAGCCAAAGAUAUUGUUCUGUGAUUUAAGGCUCUCACCUGGCCAAACUAAAACAUUUAUUUAUCGUGAAAAAAUCCCGAGCGACUCUCCUCCUUCAUAUAGAGGUCAAUUAGUAAAAUACUCAUACAAAAUAACAAUAGGGACUCAACGAGUUAACAGUCCUGUUAAAUUGUUGAGGGUGCCAAUUAGAGUUUUGCCUUUGUGCGAGGCAGUUUUAAGUGAGGCAGGGGCUCUAUGUAAUGAUACAACAGAAGAAUUAACACCAGCAAACCCGUUUUUAGAGAUUCAACAAAAAGAAACACCACUGGAUAUGGCAUUACAAAGUUUACAGAAUAUUACAGCCAGAAGAAACCCAAAUUUCUACAUGAUUUCAAAUACUUGGGGUAAAGUUGCAAGAUUUUGCAUUUUUAAACCAGCCUAUAAGUUGGGUGAAGAUAUUAUAGGGACUUUUGAUUUUACUGUGGCUACAGUAAAUUGUAUGCAAGUCUCAGUGUCUUUACAAUGUGAAGAAGAAACAUUUAUUGAUGUAAACAACGAAAAUUCCAAACAAGUUCGUAUUAUAACAUACAGUAAACACCACGAAGUAUGUUUAGGCUAUAAGUACACACAAUUAAUAUUGCCUAUACCUUUACAUGUUACACCAGCGUUUACAACACAAUUAGUGAGUUUAAAGUGGCGGCUGCAUUUUGAGUUUGUAACCAGUACCAAUAAGCAGUUGGCAACCCCUGAUUUAGAUCAAUUUGAUUGGCAAGCUCCCUCUGAUGUCCCUAUAGAAACAAUGGUGUGGAGUCUACCAAUAAGAUUAUACUCUACCAUACCUAUACAUGUUGCUCAAGGCGUACAGAGUAAUACUAUACAUUCCUUGAAAAUGUACUAAUGUAACAUUUGUUGCAAUAUUAUUUAUAAGGAUAGAAUUAUUUUGUGUAAAAUAGAUUUUUGAAGUCAAAAAAAUACAAAUUUAUAAGCAACUAAUAAAAUUAAGAAUUUA
Brassicogethes aeneus is the source of this 1323-nucleotide messenger RNA. The record is from the annotation of a GenBank genome assembly. NCBI's taxonomy places the organism in Eukaryota, Metazoa, Arthropoda, Insecta, Coleoptera, Nitidulidae.